UCAACCAACGUGCCUGUGAAUCUGAGUUGAACUUCAGUCAUCACAAAACAAGAGCUGCUUCUCUGAGGAUUUACAGCUGUAGACUUUAGAUCAUGGUAGCAUCAUGUUGUGCAACGCUGCCGCUGUUUAAACCUGGCUGGUGUGCGCAAGCGUGAGAGGACGGUGCAAUAAAAGUGAAUCAAAUUAAAGGCUGGCGUACAAAGCCAUGACUGACAAUAGGGCUGUGUCAGAGCCGGAGCUGCUGUGUGAACAUUAGGAAACUGGACGAAGCGACAGACAUUCAACCACUCAACAUUAAACUUACACACUAAACCAUGUCGAAACCGAGCAGUGCGAAGGGCCAAGCCCAGACUGGGACGAGGGGGUUCAUCAGUGGAGUAGUGGAAGGUUUUUAUGGGCGACCCUGGACAAUGGAGCAAAGGACCGAGCUGUUUAAAAGGGAACAGCAGUGGGGUUUGAACACGUACCUGUACGCCCCCAAGGAUGACUACAAACACAGGAUGUACUGGCGAGACCUGUACUCUGCUGAGGAGGCCGAACAACUCAUGGCCCUGAUAUCAGCAGCUAAACAGCAUGACGUCGAGUUCAUCUAUGCAAUCUCGCCCGGUCUGGAUAUCACUUUUUCCAACCCCAAAGAGGUCGCUGCCCUGAACAGGAAACUGGAUCAGGUCAGGGGGUUCGGCUGCAGGUCCUUCUCUUUGCUGUUUGAUGACAUUGAGACUGAGAUGUGUCCAGCUGAUAAACAGGCGUUCAGCUCCUUCGCCCACGCUCAGGUGGCCGUCACUAAUGAGGUGUACCAGCACCUGGGAGAACCUGAGACCUUCCUCUUCUGUCCUACAGAUUACUGUGCUGCAUUCUGCACUCCCAGCGUGGCCCAGUCCUCCUACCUGCACACUGUGGGGGAGAAGCUGCUGCCUGGUAUCGACAUACUGUGGACAGGCCCAAAAGUGGUGUCCCACAAAAUCUCAGUUGAGUCCAUAGAGGAGGUGUCCUCUGUCCUAAAGAGGGCCCCAGUCAUCUGGGACAAUAUCCACGCAAACGAUUAUGAUCCCCAAAGACUUUUCCUUGGACCCUUUAAGGAUCGACCCACUGAGCUGAUUCCCAAACUGAGAGGAGUGCUCACCAAUCCCAACUGUGAGUUUUACCCAAACUUUGUGGCCAUCCACACUUUGGCUACGUGGUGCAAAGCAACCGCUGAUGGAGGACCAAGAGAUGUGGAGAUGAGCGACGAGGAGCAGGACCCCUGCUACAGUCCCCAGAAAGCUCUGAUCCUGGCCCUCAAUGACUGGCUGCAGGAGUUCCUGAGCACAGAUCAACCAGGAGGCCCGUGUCGUCCUCCAGCUCGUCUCAAGAAAGAGCCAUCAGAUGAGGAGCCCAUGCAGACAGACAUGGGUGAAAGCUAUGUUCCUGGACCCGGGGAGAACCCACUGUACACAGCAGAGCCUCUGACCCUGGACGACCUGAAGCUGCUGUCGGACCUCUUCUUCCUGCCAUACGAGCACGGGCCCACCGCCAGGACCAUGCUGCAGGAGCUGGACUGGCUCAAGAGCAACGGCUGCGCUGCUACUGCAGAGACAGACAAGACAGCAGAGUGGUGCUCAAGAGCGCAGCAGUUUGAUGACAUGUGCGAAGCGGUGGUGCAGAUGUUUAACCGCCUGUCAAACGCCCCGAACCGCAGCAUCCUGUACGACCUCUACAACUACAUCUGUGACAUUAAGAGUGGAGUCGGUCUGGCUCGUGCCUAUGUGAAAACACUGGGAGGGCAGGGUCAACCCUCCGCCCAGCUUAUGAACGAUGACCCUGAACCCUGGGGCUUCAGAGGAGGACUGUCUGGAGAGUUCCAGAGAAUGCUGCCUGGACACGGAAACAGGGACCUGUUCAGAUAUCCUCCCAUGACAGCAGUGUAUUGCAUACGGCCAUACUGCCCCGAGGACAAGAUGGAGGUGCGGCGGAUUUUCGGGGCGAUGCAGAUGGCGGGAGAGGGCAAAGUCCCCAUGAUGACGCAGCCUCCACUUAUCUGUGAUAGCCUGUCAGCAGGUGAAAUCUCCCCCUCCCCUCAGUGUGCUUUUGUCCUGGAGGAUGAGAUUGGGACGUGUGGUUACGCACUGGCACUCAUUAAUGCCAAACCAGCUGCAGCCAAGAUUCAGAGGGCAACAACUGACCCAGUGUUUGAAGAAUUCCCUUCUUUGAUCACUAUACAAGUGCUGCCCCGGGUCACUGAUCCCUCUCCAGCCAAAAGUAUGAUUGGUCAGCUGUUGUCCUCCAUCAGGAACAGUGGUUCCAGAGGAGUGUUCUGUGAGUUGAGGCAGAGCGAUCGGAGGAUGCUCGACUUUUACACUAAACUGGGCUCCUUCAAACCCAUCAAAGUGGCUGGUAUACCUCAAGACAUCCUCGCCAUGGCAACAGGCCUGUGAACAAGAUUACUCACAAAUAUUUUCCUCAGGUUUGAACUGUUGUGUGAAGAAUCUCCAAGUUUGCUGCAUGUUGAACUGAUCCAGCCAAUCUGUCUUGUCAUUUUUGUCAGUUCAUCAGAUAAUCUGUAAUUUACCAGCCAUCACAAUGAACCAGUCUCCCCCUGUGAAGCUGUAACAUUAGUCAAGGAAACGCUUAAUGAAAUUUGUGUAACAAACUACUGUAUAAUUAAAAGUGUGAUGCAAAACUGUUGAAUUUUUAG
Seriola dumerili (greater amberjack) is the source of this 2674-nucleotide messenger RNA. RefSeq names its product protein O-GlcNAcase-like (gene ogal). The transcript has 17 exons. The record is from RefSeq and is a predicted model, not a curated record. Gene Ontology annotation, molecular function: beta-N-acetylglucosaminidase activity. Bases 315 to 2414 code for a protein of 699 amino acids. Gene Ontology annotation, biological process: glycoprotein metabolic process. Lineage: Eukaryota; Metazoa; Chordata; Actinopteri; Carangiformes; Carangidae.